Drosophila santomea is the source of this 4742-nucleotide messenger RNA. RefSeq names its product zwei Ig domain protein zig-8 (gene dpr12). Bases 1581 to 2561 code for a protein of 326 amino acids. Gene Ontology annotation, biological process: synapse organization. NCBI's taxonomy places the organism in Eukaryota, Metazoa, Arthropoda, Insecta, Diptera, Drosophilidae. The transcript has 10 exons. Gene Ontology annotation, cellular component: neuron projection membrane. The record is from RefSeq and is a predicted model, not a curated record.
CCGGUCAGUUCCCUUCGUUUGCUCGUCGAAAGCUGUGCACGCUGCGGAAGCAACAGCAUCGCUCGUUGCCCAUUAGCAACAACAACACAUCAACCAUUGACAUACCAUUCAACACAGCAACAACAAGGCCGCACCGAGUACGAGACUGAGGCUGAGAUUGGAUUUGAAGUUGGGGGUUCCGGCGGCAAAAGUGCGUUUGAAAUUACCAAAGUUGCCCCAAUUAAAUCGUGCAGCGCGACUACCAAGUUCAAGUUGGAUGUUUCGCUGUGGGAGCGACGUGUUAUUCUUGUGAACGCCUUAAUGCUCGCGAAAACUGGUGCGCGGCGGGCGUAAUAUUCGCCAGUGACUCCGCGUUAAGGCAACUGUUCCUGCGAGCAACUGCGAGUGCGAAGGCAGCUUGCUGUCAUCGGUGGCAAAAAGUAAUAGCAGAAACGUAAGCCAAAUCCGAAACGCCAGAGCCGCCAGAGGUAUUGAGAAUCCGGGAAUUCGAGAACAGGCAUCAGUAGUGACAACUGUAAAAAGUGCGGCUGAAUUGUCGUUUUGCCACCACUUUGACCCAAAUCGCAUUGCAUUCGAGUUGUGCCGGAGUGCGGGUUCUGCGGACGCAUGCCUGAUAGCUUAAUACGAGCCGUGCAUGAUCGAAACUCGCGAGUGCCCGACAAGAAUACAAGAUCCACCAGGUACUGGAAUCCGCUUCAGUAUCCGUUCCGCGCUCAGCCGCACUUGGAAAGUGAUUUACAGUUGGCCGUUUUUCACUAGUAGCGACAGUAAGGACGCAUUGAUUGGCUGCUAACAACACGGGAACCGAGAAGCGGGAAGUGCAAAAACGAAGGACCCUCGCAAGACAUCACGCUGAAAACGAUUCAUCAUCGGCACUACGCUUCUGACAUUGUUCUUCGCAGGCAAGGAGGCAGAACAUCCACUAGAGCAAAUUGAAUGUAAUUUUAUAAAAAGGCGAGUGUUAAUUUUUUGCCAGGCACACAAUACAAGAUAGAUACAGCCAGUGUUACACGGACCCCGACGUGGCUUAAUGUGCUAACACGCAGUGACAUGAAAAAUGAUGAAGACCAUGCAGCUUUUUUCCGCACCGACUGAAUAGAGAGGGAAACCUCGAAGAAAGAAGCUGCAAAUUUGUGAGGAGUGUGAGAGGCGGGAAAGAGCAUUGUGAUUCGCAGGACAACAACGCAUUGACAGACGACGGAAAACGGAGCUUGCAAAAACGGCUGAGCUGCACAUCGCCAUCGGACCAGCAUCAUUUAUCAGCGACGCAUCGCAUCGCAUCAACUAGCAGCAACAACAGCAACAGCAGCAACAUCAGCAGCAGCAGCAGCAAGAGCAGAAAGAGCAACCCGGCGGGGCAUAUGUGCGCCGGAGAUGCCGGCAUUGUGUGGUUGCCGUAGCUGAAAGGAUUCAGCGCGUUCAUUCAAAAACCCAUUAACCCUAAUAAGCAGCCACAAAAGCCAGUCAGACAAUACGCUCCGCCCGCCUAUCGAUGUGCCAGGACAAAGGCCGUGGACAGUAGGCCUUCGGAGGAGGAGAGGAACAACAGGGAAAUCACGGGCCUGGCGAAGGGAGCAAGGAUGCCAAUGGUGCCGCCACGGUUGUUGCUGCGUCUGCGGCGGCCACUGCACCUGAUGGAGCUGCGCAUCCUGAUGCUCUGCCUGCCGACGCUGCUCCUGGCCACCACCCUCGAGCCAGAUCAAAAGUCAAUACUCACUGAUAACGAUUGGAAAAAGCUAUGGAUGCGCGGCGGUAUAAAUGGCGAUUCAAAAUUGGAUAAUAAUCUCGACUCGAGCGACAGUCCAAUGUUUGAAGACAGUGAGCUGAUGGCGCACAACACCACCGUCCAGCUGGGUGGCACCGCCUUUCUGGUCUGCAAGGUCUCCGGUGUGGACAGAGUGGGUGUAAAUUGGAACCAAAUAUCUUGGAUCCGCCGCCGGGACUGGCACAUCCUGUCGUCCGGGGCCCAGCUCUACACGAACGACGAGCGCUUCGCCAUACUGCACACGCCCGGCUCCAACAUGUGGACUUUGCAGAUAAAGUUUGUGCAGCGCCGGGACCACGGCAUGUACGAGUGCCAGGUCUCGACACCGACAGGCAUCAUUUCCCACUUUGUGAAUCUUCAAGUGGUUGUUCCAGAGGCAUUCAUACUGGGCUCCGGCGAGCUGCAUGUCGACAUGGGCUCAACAAUUAAUUUAGUUUGCAUUAUUGAAAAGAGUCCUACACCACCGCAGUACGUGUACUGGCAAAAGAACGAUCGCCUGAUCAACUACGUCGACUCCCGUCGGGACAUAACCAUUGAGACGACCCCGGGACCACGCACUCAGAGCCGUCUGAUCAUCCGGGAACCGCAGGUCACGGACUCCGGCAACUACACCUGCUCGGCCAGCAACACGGAGCCGGCGAGCAUCUACGUCUUCGUGUCGAAAGGCGACAAUAUGGCGGCAAUCUCGCGUCGGAAGACCUCCUCAGCCGAUCGCCUGACGCACAUAUUUAGGUCGAUGCUGGCGCCCUGUCUUCUGCUGAACACGGUUGUUGUGAGACAUAUCUUUCUGACCUAAGCGGACCUUCUGUGCGGCCGAGGCGAACGGAAGGACGGCGACAAGGAAAUCCUAUUUAAGCUAUUUCAGUGUUAGAACUAUGGCUGCCGAAACAGAGUUAAUAACUGAAUAACCCCCAGUCUAGGAUAAUUGCUAAGCUAAGCUCAGUAAGAGAUGCGCACUCAAGUGUAAAGAUCAUGUUAAGCCAAUCGUCGUGUGCAUACACUUGCGAGUGUACUUAACUUGUUUGUGUGCCAGACAGUUACCCGUACAUCUAGACCAGUUUGGAUAAGAAUUGGCUAUGUUAAUAACCUUGUUCCCGUUGAUUUUGUACAGUAUGUUUAAGGUUUUCAGAGUUUGUAAGUUUCUUUUAUGAAUAACGCUCGGUUAAAUUUCCUCAAGCUCCUGGGUUACCGUCAUCGAUGUUACGUAUAUGUGUAGUGCACUUUUACUUGUUCGGUGAGCUAAAAGCAAAAUCUUAUUUUAUAUGCCUUUGUUUAGUCAAGAUCAAUGCUUUGCAACCCAAAAAUUUGAAUUUGUAUAAGUACCCGGUUUAAGGCCAUUUGAAGAAGUAUAUACAUAUAUAUAUGUUUGAACAAAAACACAUUAAAACGAUAUUAUAACUGUUACUAAUGGCUAAUUAAAAACUAAGCAAAAAAGCAGCAGAAACGUCCAACACAAAAGACGGCAUAAACAACCGGGACGAUAUUAUCGUUAACGAGCAUAAAAACGAGACCAUCAACUCCUAUUAAUUAAUUAUGUUAUUAAGUUUGUAUAUACAUUUUAUUGCACUCACAAGAGCACUACAAAGUGUGCCGGAAAAUUUAUUUAAAUUGUGUAAAUAAAAAGGAAAUCAUACAGCUCCAACCACAACCCAUUCAGCUGACUAAAAAUGUGCAAUAUUACCCAUAUUACUAAUAUUACCCAUACAGCCCAGGGCCCGUGGACAGAAUAGGGAUGGCGAGCUGGAGGGAAAUGAGGUGUACGAGAAUGCGGACACUUAAUGGGCUUUGAAACUGUCAAAAUCAAGCUGUAAUUAAUUGCAAAAGCACAAAAGAGAGAGUCGAGCGGGCUGGGGCAAAACCCUAGCCAUAAUGUGGAACAAUGGAUAGUUUAAAUUCGUCACUCUGCCAAAUCGGAAAAUUGAAAAUAAUUACUUAGCAAGCAGAUAUCUAGCAUGGUAAUAUAAUUAAAUUCUAUACAUCGUACGUGAAUUCUGACCUGGCACUGGCCGGGAACAAUGUGCCGAAGUAUCUUAUGGAACUCCAGCGCUUGUGCCCCGCCUGUGCCGCCGCCCUGAGACACCUCAAUCAUGAAACAAAAAUCUACGUAAAAUAUUAUGUACAACUUCUCGACUGUUAAAUAAACUUAGGCUGGCUCCAUAUCGGCUGCAGGCUGCACUUACGAUAGAAUACAAUAUAGAGGAUCCGCUCCAGUUCAAAUUGAUGUGUUGUCAGACCUAGCCAGCCUAGUAACUAUCAUUCGUUCAGUGUCGGUACGUAAUUUACAAACAAAGAAACAAGCAAACAAACUGUAAGGGACGGGACACCAUUUGAAGUUUGAAUACAUUCAUUAGAGCGAACCCACAGCAAACCUAAAAUCGUAGCUUAAUCAUUAAUAAACUAUUGAUAAAACAAAAAUACUAAGCGAUGUCACACCCUCUUUGAUGUGUCUGUAUGUGUAUGCGUAUGCCCAAGGCCCGUUGGACAAUUUAAAGGUUAAAGUUAUUCAAUUCCAUUGAAAUAUAAUGAAUUAAACGAAGGAUUUAGUUGAUUUUUACUGUUAAGCAUUUCCACUGUAAAUAUUUUGUACUUACAUAUGUAUAUCGAAUGGCCGGUAAUGGGCACUCGUCAAAUAAUGAAAAUCACAAGCGAAAGCAAAGAGAAAUGGUGAUAGGUUAUUGUACUCUUUGUGUGGAAACAGCAGAAACUAAACAAAAGCCCAUGCCCAUAUAGGAUCAUCAAGUUGUUUUCAAUAUAAGUGCUCGAGCAAAUAAUUGUAAAAUUUCAACUUGCAACAAUUUGACGAAUAUGAAUUUAAUAAUAGUACAGAUAUGAAUAAAUCCACAUAAAUCCAGACCUACAUUGUGCUUGCACGCACAAAUACAAAGAAAGUGGGCGACAGAAAAUUCCAAAGCAGCAAUGCGUGAAUAACAAUACGAAAGCAUUGAAAUAAAUCAAGUGAUUAUCAUUGAAAAAUAAA